AUGGCCCGGGAGAACGGCGAGAGCAGCUCGUCCUGGAAAAAGCAAGCGGAAGACAUCAAGAAGAUCUUCGAGUUCAAGGAGACCCUCGGAACUGGGGCCUUUUCUGAAGUGGUUUUAGCUGAAGAGAAAGCAACUGGGAAACUCUUUGCAGUGAAGUGCAUCCCGAAGAAGGCACUGAAGGGCAAAGAGAGCAGCAUUGAGAACGAGAUCGCUGUUCUUAGAAAGAUUAAGCAUGAAAACAUCGUUGCCCUGGAAGAUAUUUAUGAAAGCCCGAAUCACCUGUACUUGGUUAUGCAACUCGUGUCUGGCGGAGAACUCUUUGAUCGGAUAGUGGAGAAGGGAUUUUAUACAGAAAAAGAUGCCAGCACCCUUAUUCGCCAGGUCCUGGAUGCUGUGUACUAUCUCCACAGAAUGGGCAUCGUCCACAGGGACCUCAAGCCUGAAAAUCUCUUGUACUACAGUCAAGACGAGGAGUCCAAGAUAAUGAUCAGUGACUUUGGUUUGUCAAAAAUGGAGGGCAAAGGAGAUGUGAUGUCCACGGCCUGCGGGACCCCAGGCUAUGUUGCUCCCGAAGUUCUUGCCCAGAAACCAUACAGCAAAGCUGUGGACUGCUGGUCCAUCGGGGUGAUCGCCUAUAUCUUGCUCUGUGGCUAUCCUCCCUUCUAUGACGAAAAUGACUCGAAGCUGUUUGAACAGAUCCUUAAGGCAGAAUAUGAGUUCGAUUCCCCUUACUGGGAUGACAUCUCUGACUCUGCAAAAGACUUCAUUCGGAAUCUGAUGGAGAAAGACCCAAAUAAAAGAUACACCUGCGAACAGGCAGCUCGACACCCAUGGAUUGCUGGUGACACAGCCCUCAACAAAAACAUUCACGAGUCCGUCAGCGCCCAGAUCCGGAAGAAUUUUGCAAAGAGCAAAUGGAGACAAGCGUUUAAUGCCACGGCCGUCGUGAGGCAUAUGCGGAGACUACAGCUUGGCAGCAGCCUGGACAGUUCAAAUGCAAGUGUCUCAAGCAACCUCAGUUUGGCCAGCCAAAAAGAUUGUCUGGCACCUUCCACGCACUGUAGUUUCCUUUCUUCUUCGUCGGGGGUCGCAGGAGUCGGAGCUGAGAGGAGACCCAGGCCCACCACUGUGACAACAGGGCACACUGGAAGCAAGUGACCCGGCUCUGGAGGCGGGACCCAGGGGGCAGGGCCGGAAGGAGAAGCCCUUGGCCAGAGGAGCUCCAUCAGCGGAGACCCCACCCACCCUGCAUGGUGCGCCUGCGUAGGACUGGAAGACAGAAGUUUUUUUAUGGCCAUAUUUUAUACCGCAAUUCUGAUGUGUUCAUUUCUCACAAACUGUACUGACUCAAGGGGAGCUGACGUCACAGGAUCUGGUGCUGUAUAUACGAAUCUUGCAAAGCUCUAACUGAAUGAACCUUCUCGCUCCCCUUUCCCAACUCCACCACUAACGCUCUCUCAGUGUAGGCAGCCAUCUAGGGUGUAUUUUUUCAUGAAAAAAAAAAACAACAAAAAAACAAAAAAAGGUUUCAACUGGAUUAUUUAAACAUUGGUAAAUGUUGUGCAUUAGGAUUGUUUUUUUUUUUUCUUUUUGAGAUGUGUCGUCUUUUUUAUCUCUAUCAGUUAGUUACAUGACUUCUAUCAUUCACUCUUUAAUAGUGGUUUAAAUCUUUAAGAGAUAUUUUUUCCCUCCAAGAGGAGUUAAAAGGUUUUUUUUUGUUUUGUUUUGUUUUUUAAUUCUAAGAGGAACAAGAAUCUGUCUCCAUGGUUAAGAGUGCACUUUACCUGUGCUCCUUGGCCCUCUGUCCUUUCCUCCAGAGGUCACCCCAGUAGCUGGGCCAGGCUGGCUUCUUUGCAGGUGGCUUUGGCAGGGAACCUGCAGAAAACCUUACCAGCAGCUUCCUCCUGAGAACUGCUAACCAAUCACAGAAGAAAUAAGCUUCUUACCUCUUCCCUAGACUCCAGGCUCCAAAUUCCAGAUGAACUGUGCUCUGGGAACACGGUCCCCACAGUGCCAAUAUUUAGGAGCCUCCCUUGCAGAAGGGACAAGCCACCAUCUUGUUUUUAAAAUGAACCACACACAACCCUCAUUUCUCAUGGGGGGUAAUGGAUGAAACUCUGUUCUCAGCUAUGCACUUUUAAAACGAAUCUUUCUUUAUCUGUUUUAAUUUUUAGAAUUCAUUUCUAACCCUACCCUUCAAAUGGCCUAUAACACAUACUUUUCACCCUCCACAGUUUUACCCUGUUCUCUCAUGAACAUUACCCACCCAAGAGAGGGGACAGAAAUGGCCUUGAAGAAGACACUUAUUUUAGCUGAAAAGGAAACACACUACAUGAGUAGAAUACUGCCCACCUCAGAGAUGGCUGACUCAGCAAGGUCCAGCUGGAGCACAAGCCUUCCCUUACAUCAAAGAAUCUAAAAUAAAAGUACAUGUGAUGGUCAGGCCAUUGUGUGCCCUCGUUUAACAGGGACUGAAGGAUUUCCCAGUAUGUGGAACUUGAAGGCUGAAAUCAGGACUGUUCUGUGAAAACCAGUCCAUGUCACUGAGCUGCACAGUGGCUACACACACAGGAAGAACAGGCACAGAGCAUGGUUCAGGGUGAACAUUCCCCAAGGAGGCUCUCAGAGACCAAAGCAAGUGGCUCAAAUGCCAGUUUUGCCAACGUUCCCUUUAGCUCUCAUGUCUAUUUAACACCUUAGCCUCAUCUGCAGUUAGCUGCAGUCUGCCGAGAUGGGCUGCGUUAGGUCUCCCUAUGGCUCAGGAACUGUCCUCAUGCCCCUAUGUAGUUGCCACCAUAGAAAGUCCUACUGGACAAGUGAGUCAUCCGUGUCAGCCCUACACCUUUGCCCCCAGCUCUCUGCAAGGCACACACACACACACACACACACACACACAAUGUUGCUAGGCAGGCAGCUCCAGUUCCUCAAAGGACACCUGCAAGAUAUAGACGAGCAGUUUCACAGUCAGACAUCUGGUCCACCUGUUCCUACUUGUGCCAUGGACCCCAAAUGCUUAGUGAGAAUCCUGCCACACCAGGCCAAAGGGUAGCAGUUGAAGCUGUCAUUUCAAAAAUCUAUAUCCUUCCAGGAAGGGUUUCUAAAAUGACAGCAGACCCAGUUAGAAAGCAAAUGCCACUGAAUAUGGAGACUCACGCACCUGCCCCACCCUUCAGAAAGGCAAUGAUAUAAAUAUUACAAAGAGUAUUUAAGAAGACCCAGAAGUGUCUCUAAAGUUUAUAGGAUGUUUCCUACCAACAAGCAUCAUGGAAAUGUUCAAGUUCGUAUUAAUCUAAGAAAAAACUACAGGUGUGCUGGGUGGGCUGUGAUUACAACACUGGAGAGCCUGAGGCAGAGGGGUCUCAAUUUCUAUGCAUCCUGAUAUCAUUAGCAAGUCCUUCUCUCAAGACAGGAGGGAGAAGGAUGGAGGCCGACUGGUUGGUUGCCGCUUUUACCUGAAUUUGACACCUUUCAUGUGUUAGGCCUUUAUGCUGUAUGGUACACCUAAGUAUUUGCAUUUACAAAGCAACAUUCUUAUUAAUGAUGAGAGUAUUUCAUAGAGAUGAUAUAUGGGU
Psammomys obesus (fat sand rat) is the source of this 3572-nucleotide messenger RNA. RefSeq names its product calcium/calmodulin dependent protein kinase ID (gene Camk1d). Gene Ontology annotation, cellular component: intracellular anatomical structure. Gene Ontology annotation, molecular function: calcium/calmodulin-dependent protein kinase activity; calmodulin binding; ATP binding. The transcript is spliced from 11 exons. Bases 1 to 1158 code for a protein of 385 amino acids. The record is from RefSeq and is a predicted model, not a curated record. Gene Ontology annotation, biological process: peptidyl-serine phosphorylation. Lineage: Eukaryota; Metazoa; Chordata; Mammalia; Rodentia; Muridae.